UAAUACUGACCAAUCAGCGCUCAGUAGCAGUAAUACUGACCAAUCAGCACUCAGUAGCAGUGGGAGCAAUUUAAUGAACCAGUAACUACAAGGCGGCAGUAGAUUUAACGUGUGAGAAGGUUUCAGGUAAAAGUGAGUUUCUCGUAGCAGUGGAUUUAUAUUGGGAGUGGAUUUUAAAGUAUCAGUGAAUUUAAGGUGGCAGUAGAUUUUAGGUGGCAGUGAAUUUAAGGUGGCAGUAGAUUUUAGGUGGCAGUGAAUUUAAGGUGGCAGUAGAUUUUAGGUGGCAGUGGAUUUAAGGUGGCAGUAGAUUUUAGGUGGCAGUGGAUUUAAGGUGUGAGUACGUUUAAGGUAAAAGCGGGUUUCACGUAGCAGCGGAUUUAACUCAGGAGUAAAUUUAAGGUAUCGGUGAAUUUAAGGUGGCAGUAGAUUUUAGUUGGCAGUGAAUUUAAGGUGGGUGCGGAUUUUAAAGUAUCAUUGAAUGGACUCCUUGCACUCAUGGCUGUGACGCAUUUCCGUUUUCAAAUAUUGCGGCUCCAACGUUUCCGGUUGUAUUGUUACAAACAGCGGCAUAUUCAAAACUAGCUAGCGUAAUAUCAAAAUGAGUGUUCGGCACAAAGUUUUUAAGUCGGAAAAUUUCCCAAAACAAUGUAAGAAAUAUUCAGAGCACUGUUGUGUUCCUCUUUGCUUGGCGUCUGCGAAGUUUAAUGGCAGUUUAAGUUUUCAUAGCUUUCCAGCGCGUAGUGACCUCAGGAGCCAGUGGCUAAUAAACAUACGUCGGGACCAAUUUACUGUCUCGCCUCAUACAAAAGUCUGUAGCAGACAUUUCAUACCAGACCACCUGAUUGAACCAAAAACCCCAGAAGGUCGGAGAAGACUGACAAAGGAUGCAGUACCACUUCUUUUUGACUGGAACGGAUACAGCAUUCAGGCUCCACGGCUAAGUGUGUGGGAGAGGAGAGAAAGACCGGCUGACCCUGCCUCCCUGGAAGAUCCAUCAACUGAUCUUACAGUGGAUCAUGAUUAUUGUUCUGCUCCUGAGCCGUCAUCGCUAGACACGUCCUGCGCUGAAAACGAAGAUCUGUCCCGUGAAGUGGAGGAGCUGAGAAAUCAGCUUCAUGAGUUGCGUGUCCAGCUAACCUUUGGGUUGCAACGUUUCUCCGGCUCCGACGAGGACAUUCGAUUUUACACCAGAUUCCCAGGCUAUGACCACUUAAUGGCAUUUUGGUGGCUGAUUGAGCCAUCCAUCCACAAAAUGGUUCGGGUCUCAAGAGCAAAGGCUGCAGCUAAGAAGAAUGAAGAUGUGUCUCAUUCACGAAUGUCAGGGAGGCAGGUGCUGCAGCCAGUUGAUGAAUUUUUCCUUUUCCUUGUGCACCUCUCUGUUGGACUCAAGGAGAGAGACUUGGGACACCGUUUUAACAUCCAUCCUUCCACAGUGAGCCGAAUUAUUUCAACCUGGACAAACUUUCUCUACACACUUCUUGGAUCUGUGUGCAUUCGGCUGCCUGCCUUCAGAAUUCCAAGACUGUCCUGAUACUCAGGUUAUCUUGGACUGCACUGAGCUCAGGUGUCAGACACCAUCAUCACCACUCCUACAAAGUGAGAUGUACUCCACAUACAAGUCUCACUGCACCAUGAAGGGCCUAGUUGGCAUAGCCCCACACGGUGCAGUGACAUUUGUCUCCUCACUUUACGCUGGUUAUUCAAAGAGUUAUUCAAACAGUCAGGACUGGCCAAGUUGCUCACAGAAGAAAUUGCAGUGAUGGUUGACAAGGGCUUCCUAAUUACUGAUUGUGUUAAGUGCAAAGUCUACUGCCCACCAUUUUUGUCAAAGCAAAGUCAGAUGCCUGCAUACCAGGUAACUGAAACACAGUCCAUAGCCCGUCUUAGAGUACACAUGUGAUAAGGAGAGACAAACAAAACAAGUUGUUUGAUGGCAUAAUUUCCCUUUCCCACACAGUAAACAUUAACCAGUUAUUUACAGUGGCAUGCCUGUUGUCAAACUAUCAAAACAAAGCACUAGUUAAGUCAUGGGUUAAA
Molecule: messenger RNA, 2037 nt
Organism: Pygocentrus nattereri (red-bellied piranha)
Lineage: Eukaryota; Metazoa; Chordata; Actinopteri; Characiformes; Serrasalmidae
Product: THAP domain-containing protein 3-like
Exons: 3
Coding region: 599-1531 (310 amino acids)
Source: RefSeq, a predicted model, not a curated record